Messenger RNA from Eurytemora carolleeae, 505 nucleotides. Its product is annotated as synaptobrevin. Gene Ontology annotation, biological process: vesicle-mediated transport; vesicle fusion. The record is from RefSeq and is a predicted model, not a curated record. Gene Ontology annotation, molecular function: syntaxin binding; SNAP receptor activity. NCBI's taxonomy places the organism in Eukaryota, Metazoa, Arthropoda, Copepoda, Calanoida, Temoridae. Gene Ontology annotation, cellular component: SNARE complex; plasma membrane. The transcript is spliced from 5 exons. Bases 137 to 424 code for a protein of 95 amino acids.
UUUUUAAAAUUUCUUAUUAGUGUCGAAAACGUAAUUUAGACCCAUCUUGACGAUCUAAUAUGAUAGCGGGACACCCUAAAGGUAUUAAAUUGGUGUAAACUUUUCAAGGCUAGAAGGCUAGAAGAGAGGGUUGAAUAUGAAUUCUGUUCAGAUAGCAGCAGCUCAAAAUGAGGUUAAAGAUGUUGUUGGAGUUAUGAAGAAUAAUAUUGAUAAAGUUCUUGAGAGAGAUUCUAAACUUCAUGAUUUAGAUGACAGAGCUGCAUCUCUGGAGGCUAACAGUGGGAUCUUCCAGCAGAGUUCUGCAAGAUUGAGAAGAAAAUAUUGGUACCAAAACAUGAAGCUAAAGGUUUGUCUGGGAGGAGCAGGUGUAAUCCUUGUUAUCAUAAUAAUUAUCGCCAUUGUAGUUCAUGUUAAGAAUGAAUGAACAUCAUGGAACUCCCUUCAACAUCAAGAUCAUAAAAAAAUGUAUCUAUAAUAAUUUUAAAAUAAAUAUUAAUAUUGUUGA